AUUCCCCUUUACCCUGUCGCCUAUCUCGGAUAAGCCUGUCUUUCAUAUCUAUCAUCUCAGCCGAAUGCUGCGCCAUGUCUGGUCUGCAGGCUUGUUCCCUCAUGUGGACCAUGCACCGGUAACACCUCUAUCUCUACCUCCACCGCUGAGAAGCCAACCGCUCCUGAACUGUCUAUUUUAUCGUUGAUAGACAUGGACGUUGAUAGCCGCGGGGGGUCUCCUGAUGAGGGAUUCGAUUGCUCUUCCGUCUGGUUCGAAGACGGGAACAUCAUCGUUCAAGCGGAAUCCACUCAAUUCCGCGUCUAUCGCGGCAUAUUAGCCAUGAACUCCUCUGUUCUCCGGGGAAUGUUCGAACUGGCACAACCAGAUGAAAAAGACAUGCAGGAUGGUUGCCCGGUUGUUCAUUUUUAUGAUUCGGCGCAGGAUGUCCGACAUUUUUUGGGCGCUCUCCAUUUCCCCCGGUACUACCACCCCUCGGAGACUACAUCCUGGGACAUAGUUUUCGCUAUGCUCCGUCUGGGAAAGAAAUACGCAGUACAUCACCUUCACGAGUCAGCCUUCAAGCAGUUUUCUGCUUUGUAUCCCAUUAAAUUCGCGGAUUGGUGCUCUAGACCUAUGCAUUCUAUACAGCGGUUUAUAGCGCGCCCCUUGGCUGUAUAUCAACUCGCAAAAGAGACGGGUCAUCUCAGUUUACUACCUGGAUGCUUGUAUAGCAUGACCACAGUCCAUAGGGGAGAAGACAUCAUUCACGGUUUUACCCUUCCUGAUGGAACGCAUGCCGAACUUGAAGCCCACGAGAAACUCCUGAUCCUUCAGAACCGGGAAAAGUUCACAGCCUAUCUAAGAGAGAACAUAUUAGGAUUUCUCUUUAGGUCACCUUCGAGUUGCCAGUCGUCGAAAAUGUGCAACUUGGUGAAGUAUGCGACCUUGCAAAAGCUUCAUGCUGACAACAGUUUGGAUCUUCCGGGUAGAGGGACAGGCUUAUUUGGCGUCGAGAUCCCGUGGGAGUCCAUUGGCCUCUGCGCUCCAUGCUACGCUGCCGCUUUUGUCCAGUGGAAGAAUGCGCGGGAAGACUUUUGGAAUAACUUACCGCAGAUGUUCGAUCUGCCAAGCUGGAAAGAGAUCGAGAAAUCAUUGGACACAGUCCUUCCUUCCCAUCGUACACGAACAAACUACGAUGCACGCGCAGUGACGCGAGGUAACCGACUCAGAUUUGGACCAGCCACAUAAGGCUCCGUUGAAAGACUGGUAAUAGUUCUGUUAUCUCCUAA
Messenger RNA from Desarmillaria tabescens, 1271 nucleotides. RefSeq lists its product as uncharacterized. The transcript has 3 exons. The coding region runs from base 193 to 1230 and encodes 345 amino acids. The record is from RefSeq and is a predicted model, not a curated record. NCBI's taxonomy places the organism in Eukaryota, Fungi, Basidiomycota, Agaricomycetes, Agaricales, Physalacriaceae.